This is a messenger RNA of Uranotaenia lowii, 5003 nucleotides long. RefSeq names its product filamin-A (gene cher). The transcript has 9 exons. The record is from RefSeq and is a predicted model, not a curated record. NCBI's taxonomy places the organism in Eukaryota, Metazoa, Arthropoda, Insecta, Diptera, Culicidae. The coding region runs from base 784 to 3549 and encodes 921 amino acids. Gene Ontology annotation, molecular function: actin filament binding. Gene Ontology annotation, biological process: actin cytoskeleton organization.
UCGCUAGGAACGUUUGGACGUCCCCACAAAUUCGAUAGUAGUGACGGUAGAUCAGCGAAACCCAGCGCACUUCCUCCCAGUAGUGUGGUUUGAAGGGCUCUCCGAAGAACUCCCCGGGAAAGAGCACCCUUGCUCGAUCGCCUUCUUCUUCUAAGUAGGCACUACUACUGUGGCCGUUCCUUCUUUUGAAAAAAACACUAGCUUCCUUCCAGCUGAAAAUCUAUAAAAGGGUAAAUCAAUCCUCGGUUCGUGAUUGGUGCUUAAGUGAAAAUCAUUGUGUGCUGCGGUCCUUUGAACCUCGCUCCCCCAAUGCUCAGUGGUCCUUCGAGCCGAUUCUUAAUUUAAAACCGUGUUUGACCUUAAAAAGGAUUUCUCCUAUCACUACUACUGUCACUGUGCUGCUGUUCCUGCCGUUGCUCCUGCUCAGCGAUUAAACUCCUUAUCGUGAACUGGAACGAUAUCUUUUUGUGAAGAAUCGAACCGUGUGCCGUGUUGUCGAAAGUGAACGUGUUCCGAUCAAAUUUUAGGAAAAGUCAAACCCGAACCAGUGUCCUUUACGUAAUUGCUACCAGUUGUCUUGGGUUGUGUCCAGAGCUCGUGUAGCAAGCGAAUUAUCCCGCAUUUAAGGAGUGAACCAAUCUUGGAUACAAUCUUCACCACGCUUCAGACCAAAGUUUCAAACACCAAAGACCUGUCUUUUUAAGUGACACAAGAAAAAAUAUCCAAAACCACACACAUCCAGUUAGAAAAAAAAAACCAAAACAAAACCCCCGGGUGUCAAUCAUGUGGAGUGACGACGAGGACAUGUACGGCCAGAAGAAGAAACCGAUCGAGGCCACCUGGGAGGAGUACAACCAGCUGUACCGGAGCUUCGAGCACUUUUUCACCAUUUCCGAGCACGACCGGAAGGAAACGGUGCGGGUGUUCUUCAUGGAGCAGCCGGUGCCGGAGCCGGAAGUGCCGGGACUGGAGUUCGUGCCGACCAACAUGCUGGCGGCGGUGUUCCUGCACUCGCACAAAGCUGAAGUCAAGAUGCCGAGCGGAGAAGUCGACAAACCGAGAAUCGAGGACAAUCGCGAUGGAACCGUAUCGAUCCGGUACGACCCGAAGGAGGAGGGCAUCCAUGAGCUGGCGGUCAAGUACAAUGGCGAACACGUGCAGGGUUCCCCGUUCAAGUUCCACGUCGAUUCCACCUCAAGCGGCUACGUAACGGCCUACGGUCCAGGACUAACGCAUGGCGUCACCGGUGAACCGGCCCAGUUCAUCAUCUCCACCAAGGGAGCUGGCGGUGGAGGACUCCAGAUGGCCGUCGAAGGUCCUAGCAAAGCCGAUAUCACCCACCAUGACAAUAAGGAUGGCACCAUUUCCGUUUCAUACCUUCCAACGGCUCCAGGCGAAUACAAAAUCUCGGUCCGCUUCGGGGACAAACACAUAAAGGGCUCUCCGUACUUCGCGAAGGUGACCGGUGAAGGUCGCAAGCGUAACCAAAUCUCGGUUGGUUCUUGCUCGGAAGUGACUCUACCUGGUGUUAUCACCGAUAACGAUCUGCGGUCCCUGAACGCAUCCAUCCAGGCGCCAACCGGUUUGGAGGAACCUUGCUUCCUGAAGCGCAUGCCCACCGGAAACAUUGGCAUUUCCUUCACUCCACGAGAGAUCGGCGAGCACACGGUAUCGGUCAAGCGACUUGGCAAGCACAUCGCAAAUUCUCCUUUCAAGGUCAACGUCUGCGAGCGUGAAGUCGGAGACGCCAAAAAGGUCAUCGUUACCGGAAACGCCCUCAAAGAGGGUAAAACCCACUCGGACAACGUUUUCUCCGUUGAUACACGCAACGCAGGUUACGGUGGUUUGUCCCUGUCCAUCGAGGGGCCUAGCAAGGCAGACAUCCAGUGCACCGAUAAAGAGGAUGGUACGCUAAACAUUUCCUACAAACCAACCGAACCGGGCUACUAUAUCGUGAAUCUCAAGUUCGCCGAUCACCAUGUCCAGGGAUCGCCCUUCACCGUCAAAGUUUCCGGCGACGGAACCAAUCGGCAGCGUGAGAAAAUCCAGCGGCAACGGGAUGCCGUUCCGGUUACCGAGGUUGGCAGCAAGUGUAAGCUCACCUUCAAGAUGCCCGGCAUCACUUCGUUCGAUCUAUCCGCAACGGUUACCUCACCUGGAGGCGUCUCCGAAGAUGCCGAAAUCCAGGAAAUCGAGGACGGCCUCUACGCAGUGCACUUCGUUCCUAAAGAACUCGGGGUGCAUACCGUGUCCGUGAAAUACAAGCAGAUCCAUAUCCCCGGAUCGCCAUUCCAGUUUACCGUCGGACCCCUCAAGGACACCGGUGCCCAUCUGGUUAAGGCGGGUGGAUCCGGUCUCGAGUACGGCGAGCAGGGUGUACCAUGCGAGUUCAACGUUUGGACCCGUGAAGCCGGAGGUGGCACCCUGGCCAUUUCCGUUGAAGGUCCCAGCAAGGCGGAGAUCGAGUUCAAAGACCGUAAGGACGGUUCUUGCGAUGUUUCCUACGUAGUCAGUGAACCUGGUGACUAUCGGAUUGGUUUGAAGUUCAACGACCGCCAUAUUCCAGACUCUCCGUUCAAGGUUUACGUUUCACCUGCCAUGGGUGAAGCGCACAAACUAGAAGUUGCACAGUUCCCAACUGGACCGGUGCAAGCCGAUAAACCGGCACAGUUCAUCGUCCGGAAGAACGGUGCCAAGGGUGACCUGGACGCUAAGGUCGUAGCCCCCUCCAACAACGAAGACGAUUGUUUCAUCCAGUUGAUCGACCAGGACCAGUACUCGGUUCGGUUCUAUCCUCGGGAGAACGGCAUCCACGCGAUCCACGUCAAGUUCAACGGUGUUCACAUCCUGGGAUCACCGUUCCGCAUCAAGGUUGGCAAGGACGAUGUCGACCCGGCGGCAGUUCACGCUUCCGGAAAAGGCCUCGGCGAUGUCAAGACCGGCGAGAAGACAGACCUCAUCAUCGACACCUGCAAUGCCGGCGCGGGAACGCUGGCCGUUACCGUUGAUGGUCCCUCCAAGGUUGCCAUGGACUGCACGGAAAUCGAGGAGGGCUACAAGGUGCGGUACACGCCACUUCUGCCGGGACACUACUACAUGACCAUCAAGUACAAUCAGAUGCACAUUGUCGGUUCGCCCUUCAAAAUUGUCUGUACAGGCGAAAAACUGGCGGAAGAGGGUGGUCAGGAAACUUCCUCCGUCAUCGUCGAUACGGUAGCUAAAAUCUCCAAGGGUGGCAACAAGACCGGUGUAAUUCUGCCAAUGUUCAAAUCGGACGCGAGCAAAGUGCAAUCCAAGGGCAUGGGACUGAAAAAGGCGUACAUGGGCAAACAGAAUCAGUUCACGAUUGGCGCAGGAGAUGCCGGCAACAACAUCCUCUUCGUUGGCAUCCAUGGACCGAAGGGACCCUGCGACGAGGUCUUCAUCAAGCACACCGGCCGGAACCAGUAUCAGGUGAACUAUUUGGUGCGUGAACGUGGCGACUAUAUUCUGCUAGUCAAAUGGGGCGACGAUCAUAUUCCCGGUUCACCGUUCAAGGUCGAAGUGUAAGCAGCAGGUCGAUCAUUACAUCCCAUCCGCGCCGUGUUUCUGUGCCAUCGUCGUCGUCAUCGUCCAGCUCCAUAUCCGAAAGGCCCUUUCUAUGUUCCCGUACUAUAGUAGACCCUCAAGCUAUGCCCAUCAGACCCUGUCCAACGUCAUCAAGCCACCAGCAACCACCCGGAAGAACAAACGUCGUUUAUCUUUGUGUGUGUGCGUUAGUGCCUUCCUGUUUCUUGUCCUUCGACGGUUGUGCUCUCCUUGUGAGAAAUGCUCAGUCGUUGAAACGUACAAAAUCUGGAAAAACCUAUCUGUAGUCAUGAUCAAAAAGUACUCAUACAACUACUGAGAAAUCUCACACGUUCGCCAUUUUGUUUUCUUUUUCUUACUUUUGUUCUCUUAAGGAGUAAGGUCUGUGAAAAGAAUCCUAUGUAGGCAAGCAAUUUCACUUUAGGUAUCUCUAUUAUCAAAAGAAUGUACUGUUUCCAUGAAAGACAUGCUUCACGAACAUGGAAAAUUCCCUGCACCACCAGUUUAUCAUUUUCGAGCACAAAAACUGUGAAACGAUAAUCUACAAACUCGAUCAGGCAUGCCCUAUCAAAAGGAACUCUGAGGUCAACAACCUAUAAUCGAUUACCCUUCAAAACAACACAAGAAUCUACCCAAACACACACACAGAUCAGAAAAGAAUGUGUACGAAUAGAGAAAAAAUCCCACAACCCACGAGUCAAAGACAACUGCAGUUCACAUUGUUUGUCAUCAACAACACCCCGUUGCAAACAUAUGAAAUUUAGAGACAAAAAAAAUCUAAAAAUAUUUAUCCUUUGCACUCACAUUACCGCAAUGAAAAACAGUAAUAGCAAUCUAUUCUCGUAGAAUUCAAUAAAAUUGCAAGUAAACCCAUUUGUUUGCAAUGAAAAACAAAUCUCCACUAUUGCCAAUGAAGCAGCAUCGAACCACGAUCAUGAUGAACAUCAAAAGAAUCAAUUGUGCAUGCAGCUCUCGAGAAAUCAUUUUAAUGUUAUUCUAGUUAUUACUUAUUUACUACCAAUUCAAAAGGGAAAAAAAAUCAGUGGUAAACGUUGUAAGAACGAUUAUUUUAUCCCCGUUUAUUUAAAUUUUACUUCAAACCUUAUCAAUUUUUAGUUUUAAACUGUUAAGUUCCAUCCAUUUAUCAGAUUUAUUUGUGCUAAGGUUCCUUACAUUCUAGCCUCUGUUAUUUUGUUACUACAACUGUGUCCCUGUACUGUUACGAACCUGCGUAAGUUUGUUCGUUUGUAACGAAUAUUAUUUUUGCUUUGUUCCAUUAUUGGUAGGUUUCGUUCUUCCUAAAUUUUGACGUUUUCUCCAGCAAGUGAUAAACGAAAAUCAUUUUUAAAAAAACGCAAAUCACUAUUUAUUAAUUUUUUUUUCAAAAGGGACAAUUAUAAAAUCGAAAAAUGUCAAUAAAAACGUUAUUAAAGCAA